ACGCGUGACCCCGCCUCUCCGCUUCCUGCGCGCGCUGCGCCGCUUCUCCCGUAAAGGUUUUCUUCUUUUUUGCCCCCACGUACCGCCUUCCAAACUCGCGUGCGUCAUUACCGGGGGGAGCAGCCGGCCGGUGGGAGAUCGUAAUCACGGUCGAGGGGGAAGAGGAAGAGGAAGAGGAUGUGCCGACUUUCCAGGGCUGGCGGCACCGUCAACGUCAGCUUCACCAUGGCAACCCGGUGCUGGUUUUUGCCCCCUGCCCUUUGACGUGUUGAAGAUGGCGACCCACAGGAGGCACCUGGUGAGGGACUUUACCCGCUACAUCACGUGCUCAGUGUGUCGGGGCUACCUGAUCAAACCCACCGCCGUCACCGAGUGCCUCCACACCUUCUGUAAGAGCUGCAUAGUCCAACACUUUGAGGAGAGUAACGAGUGUCCUGAGUGCGGCAUUCAAGUCCACGAAACCAAUCCUCUGGAGAUGCUGAGGUUGGAUAAAACGUUGGAGGAAAUCAUAUUCAAGCUGGUGCCUGGUCUAAGAGAGUGAGAGGAACAACAAGAAAUGGAUUUCUGGAGGAAAACAAAAUCAAGAGCAAAUGGGGAAGAAGGCCCGAGGUCUAAAAGGUCUCGUUUGAGUGAGGAAGAGGAGGCCCCAGAGGAAGGUGAAGAAGGUGAUUAUCACCGGAAUGACCCACAGAUCGCCAUCUGCCUCGACUGCCUGAGGAGCAACAGCCAAUCAGGAGAGAGCACAAUGAAGGGGCUGAUGAAGAAGUUUAUACGCUGCUCCACUCGUGUCACCGUCGGCACCAUUAAGAAAUUUCUUUGUGUGAAGCUCAAGUUACCAAGCUCUUGUGAGUUGGACGUGUUGUGUAACGGGGAGAUCAUGGGGAAGGACCACACCCUGGAAUUCAUUUACCGAACCCGCUGGAGACUGCAGGGCGACACAGAGUUUCCCAUGGUUCUCGAGUAUCGCCCGCGCAUCGACUUCGGAUAAACCUAUAACCAGGUCAGGAAGAGGAAGAGAGGAGGAGAAAAAGGACUAACAAUACCACUUCACUUCUUUCAUUCAUUCAAGUUACAUCUAUCAUUCAUCCUUGAGUGACGAGUCCUGGCUCCGCCCCCUGUGACACUCACAUAUGAGCCUUUCUUCAUGGAUGAAAAAACAUAAAGCACUUCAGAAAUGCACUACUGCCAAGAUGGGGAAGAAAGAGAGAGUGUGUGUGUGUGUGUGUGUGUGUGUGUGUGUGUGUGUGUGUGUGUGUGUGUGAAAGAGAAAGACACCGGUGUCUUCUGCUUUUUCAAUUUUUUUUUAUUCCUGGAGAAAAGAAUUGGUAAUUUCAAUGAACAAACGUGUCUAUUGUGUACACACACACACACACACACACACACACACACACACACACUCACACACACACACUCUCACA
Messenger RNA from Silurus meridionalis, 1418 nucleotides. It is a transcript of the gene pcgf5a, whose product is annotated as polycomb group ring finger 5a. Gene Ontology annotation, cellular component: PRC1 complex. Lineage: Eukaryota; Metazoa; Chordata; Actinopteri; Siluriformes; Siluridae. The record is from RefSeq and is a predicted model, not a curated record. The transcript has 9 exons. Gene Ontology annotation, biological process: regulation of transcription by RNA polymerase II.